AUAAAAUUGCUCGUGUCGUUGUAAUUAAGACUUCGUCCGCAAAUUCAUUGAUCCACUUGAGUAAAUCGAGUAACUCGACGUUUAAGCGCCUCUUUGUGUGCAAACUUUUACGAUGACCUACUCUCCAAUUUCGGUGGAGCCUUACGUAAUUUCUUUGAUGCCACCUAUUUUUAGACCGUAAUUGCCUUAAUUUACCUCAAACAAGAACGACAAACUCAAAUCCAUCAUUUAUGUCGGCAUUGUUUAAUUUGGAAUCGAACUUGUAAUUUAGCUGUUAUCAGUCGAUAUUUCCUGUUGUAAAAACCAACCCACAACUCACGUAAUUUUUAAUUAAACUGAAUGGCAUCACUUAUUGAUUACUUUAGAAAUUGGCAAUGCAUGAAUAGCUUAUGCGAAGAAUGGCCUAUGAGAAAAAACGGAGGAGCGCGGAAAUGCCUACUUUUGUGUAUGGUUCUAACUUUAAUAAUUAUGUUUUUUUAUUACACCCAGUUUAGUAUUCACGCCUUUGAUGAAGAAUUUGUACUAAAUUAUUCCCGAACCAAACUAUGGGGAGAGGAAAGAUACUUAAUAAACACCUCAAAGUGUCGAAUUCGGAACAUUGAUCCUUUUAAUGAGGAAGUAAAGAAGUAUUACCAUCGCGAAAACUAUGUUCCUUGUUCCAAUAAAGAACUGUUAUCUUACGUUGAAAUAACGGACUCUCUCACUACUUUGCAUAUAAACCAAAGCUUGGUAACAGCAUACAGUGUUCUCAAGAUUUCGUGUUGUUACUCUUCUAUUAAUCGAAUCGUUCAAAAGAACAGGUCCGACGAUGGGAUUAGCGUUUCAGAAUGCGUUCCCUUCGAAGGCAGUGUGGAGAUAACCGAUAAUGUGGUUCUAGUCCUUUGCAAAAACUCGCUAGGUUCUGAGAUCUACAAAAACGUCCAUGCUGUGGUGACUCCUCGGGACCUCCCCCCGCGAAAAAAGCAACUUCCUCAAACCUCAAACUUCACCGGUGUUGUCUUAGUGGGAAUCGACAGUAUUUCGAAACUGAAUCUAGUUCGUACGAUGCCAAAAACGUACACUUUCUUAGAAGGGCACGAUUUUCUAAAUCUGAGAGGAUACACCAAAAUCGACGACAAUACUUUUCCCAAUUUGAUGGCCAUUUUGACGGGGAAACGGUGGGAAGAAGUGUACAAACACUGCGCCCCCGAUAAGAAUACGAUGAAUAACUGUGAUAUAAUAUGGGAUAAAUUUAACGAUUUAGGAUUUAUAACGGCCUAUGUUGAGGAUAUGACAGAGAUUGGAACGUUUAAUUACAAUAAUAGGUUAGGGUUCGGGGCUCCACCGACCGACUUUUAUUUCCGACAUUACAUGAUAGCCAGUGAACGGUUGCCUUCAAUUCGGAGGUCCCACACAUGUUCCGGACCGGAAAACACCGGUGAGAGAAUAAUGAAUCUAGCCAAAGACUUUCUAACUAUUAAACACUACCCGAAAUUCGGACUGUUUUGGAUGAACAGCUUCAGUCACGACAACAUAAACUUGCCUUCCUCAAUGGACGAGAAAAUAGUCUCUUUCCUAAAAGACAUUUACGAUCGCUUGGAUAACACCAUCCUCGUGUUCUUCAGCGAUCACGGCUUCAGGUUCGGAGACAUCCGCAACACUCACACCGGAUGGCUGGAGGAACGCCUUCCCUUCAUCUAUCUCCACUUCCCCCCAACUUUCAAGCAACAGUAUUCCAAGGAGUACCUAAACUUCCUCAUUAAUACCAAACGUCUCACUACCCCCUUCGACCUCCACAUGACUCUCCAAGACGUUCUGCUUCUCGCGAAUCAAAGUUACAAAGUGCGUCCUAGUCAGGCUUGCCCCAAAUGCCACUCCUUGUUCCAAGAAAUUCAAGAGUCUCGCACUUGCGAAGACGCUGCUAUUGAUCAACACUGGUGCGUAUGCAAGGGUCACGCUUACAUUAACCCCUUGACCCCGAUCGUACAAAAGGCCGCCGAUUUUAUGGUCGGGAAAAUAAACGCGAUUGUGAGAUCAGGCGAUGGAGGCAACUUAUGUGCACACUAUUAUUUGAAAAAGGUCACUUCGUCGGGACUGUCCGACGAGUACCAGAAUGAGGCGAACCAGAGUGUGAGUUUUCUCCUGAUUAUGAUCGAGACAAGGCCACCGGCCAAGUUUGAGGCCACGAUCGAAAUUGGGGCAAAGGGUAACAAGCCGGAUUUUCGUUUGUUAGGUGAUAUUAGUCGUACAAAUAGGUAUGGAGACAAUAGCAAAUGCAUCAAGAAUUGGUUGCAGAAAUAUUGCUACUGUGAUGGACUAUUCACUUCAAUUAAAAGUGCCAUAUGUCAUUUUUUGAAUUGUAUUUAAUUUUAUAUUUGUUGUAUUUACAAGAGUUAUAUUUUCAAUGUUAAUAAAGUUUGUUUUAUAUUUUCAAUA
Tribolium castaneum (red flour beetle) is the source of this 2415-nucleotide messenger RNA. RefSeq lists its product as uncharacterized. The coding region runs from base 340 to 2346 and encodes 668 amino acids. The transcript has 4 exons. The record is from RefSeq and is a predicted model, not a curated record. Lineage: Eukaryota; Metazoa; Arthropoda; Insecta; Coleoptera; Tenebrionidae.